GCAGUAAGGAACUCAGCAGGUCGUCACACAGCCCUUCUAGUCCAAAAUGGCGCUAUGUUUACGUCUCUGCAUAAUCGUGUAUUAUCUCUAGCAAGUCUCAUGGAGAACUUAGUGGAUUUUAUUGACUGGGAAAGAUAAUUUGACCGAACGUUUAGCUACAAGAGUGACCUACGACAAACCGGACAUUUGGUAAUGUUCAUUUAAGAUCUGUGGCUACAAGGUUGACCAGCAGCAGUACGGAGGAUGCAGGCGGAGGCCACGGACUCUGCCCUGAGGGAGGGCAUAGAGACCCUGGGUAUGAAGGACACAGAAAAACCUGCAGAAAAAGAAGACAACACAGAGAAACAGGGCACAGAGAUGACAGCUGUCCCAGUGGAGGUUUCAACGAUCAAGGAGGAAAAAGGUGAUACAGAUGCAAUGGAAGUAGAUCAACACUGUGAGGCGCCUCAGGCAGACACAGGGGUGGAGGCUGAAAAGAAAGCGCAGGCUGUUGGAGGGGAUAAUGAAUGGGAAGUUGCGUACAGUGAUGAGGAAAUUGAGGACCCCAAAAACUGGAUGCCCCCUACUACUGAGAUCAAAAGACUCUAUGAGCUUCUCUCUAAAGGGGAGAUGCUGGAACUGAACUUUGAGCCCCUUCCCAGGAGGCCGCCCACUCCUGAACGCACCCCCUCCCCAGAAAGAGAGGACGAGGACGAGUCAGUUAAGGAAAGAGAAAGGGAGGAGAGUCAACACAGGCCUAUAACUCCGACUGAGUUUGACUUUGAUGAAACGCAAGCCACACCAAAAAAUGCCUUCAUGAACAGACGCAGAACACCAGGAUCUUCAGCUCGCUCCUCUGUGAAAAGGGAAGCUCGGCUGGACAAAGUACUGUCAGACAUGAAGCGCCAUCGCAAAAUUGAGGAGCACAUCAUGCGUACGGGUCGAGAUCUGUUCAAGAGUGAAAAGAAGAAGGAGGAGGCUCUGUCUCCAAACAGCCAGAAGGAGCGCGAGAAGGAAAAGGAACGAGACAGCAACCCAAACACCAUCUUCUCCCCGAGACAGAGGAGAUACUAAAGUAUUCACGGAGGAGAUGAGGACUUGCCCACAGGCAAAUAAGGCGAAGAGCUUUUUAAGGCUUUUUCAAAACUUGAAUUUUUUUAUGUAACGAGUUUUGUAUGUUUUCUAUGUGUGUUUUGUAUGUUGGCAAUAAACAUUUGAACCCUG
This is a messenger RNA of Trematomus bernacchii (emerald rockcod), 1203 nucleotides long. It is a transcript of the gene pagr1, whose product is annotated as PAXIP1 associated glutamate-rich protein 1. Lineage: Eukaryota; Metazoa; Chordata; Actinopteri; Perciformes; Nototheniidae. The record is from RefSeq and is a predicted model, not a curated record. The transcript has 5 exons. Bases 244 to 1053 code for a protein of 269 amino acids.